Molecule: messenger RNA, 222 nt
Organism: Opisthorchis viverrini
Lineage: Eukaryota; Metazoa; Platyhelminthes; Trematoda; Opisthorchiida; Opisthorchiidae
Exons: 1
Source: RefSeq, a predicted model, not a curated record
CCAUGAGGCCAGCACGAAACAGUUCUUGAAACCAAUUCACACGGCAUCCUUAGGUGCAUGGGCCUACCCCAAUUCUUCUUUCACGCCGGAGCAGCUGAACACGUCCACAAAAGAUGCACCUCUCUUAAAAGAGCUCGGGUACGACCUCGCAGGUAUCCCACCGGACUACUCCAGGCUUCCAGAUGCGCUUCCGGCACCAGUAGUACUCAAUUCAGUUUUUUA